GCCGCUACCCGAUAGUCGCAGUUCCUCAACGAACGGGUGUGUGACUGUGCCCGCCGGUCUGUGGAUUGGGUUCACAUUACCCUCUCCACACAUGAUGGAUCAUAAGAAAACAGAACCAGACCUUUCCUAUCGCAACGGAAUUGCUCUGUAUGGAGAAUUCACAGCCAUUGAAAACCGAAAAGUCAGGUACGCCGUGAGUCUAACAGAGAGGGACCUCACCAUUCAAAAGAUCACGUCCACGCCGGCGGGACGGAGCAAGGUGGUUUACAACUUAAAAGACUGUGUCGGUUGCCGGGCUUACAGGGGAGAUGACAACACCGACACUGCAGCGUACUUCUCUGCUUUUUUCUACCCGUUCAAAAAACGCUGGAUGAGUUCUGGGUUGUCACGUCAAAGGCUCGAGCAGUGCUUUCGGGUUGAACUGCUCCAAGACUCGCGUGCCAACCUGGAAGAGGCAGAGAGAUGGGCUCGCGCCAUCCGUGACAGCUCAGUUCGACACCAACAUCUCAGAAACGGUGUUGAGUUCAGUGAGGUGCGCCGGCCGUGCAGGGUGAUGCUGCUGGUCAACCCCCAGAGCGGGAAGGGAGACGCCCUCAGCCUCUUCACCGGCCACGUCCAGCGCAUGUUCCAUGAGGCCGGCAUCCCGCACACUCUGGUCAUCACAGAACGUCAGAACCAUGCCAGAGAGCUGGUUCGCGAGGCUGAUCUCUCCCAGUGGGACGCCCUGGUGAUCAUGUCUGGAGACGGCCUCCUGUUUGAGGUGGUGAACGGUCUGAUGGAGAGAGAGGACUGGCGAGAAGCCAUCCAGAUCCCCCUAGGGAUCCUGCCUGGGGGGUCAGGGAACGCCCUGUCAGCAUCCAUACACCACUACUCUGGGGCCCAGGCGGUGUCGCGCGAGGAGCUGCUCGUCAGCUGCGGCUUCCUGCUGUGCAAGGGCCUGGUGGGCCGCAUGGACCUGACCUCGGUCCACCUCUCCUCCAGCCGCCGCCUCUUCUCCUUCCUGUCGCUGGCCUGGGGCUUCGUGGCCGACGUGGACGUGGAGAGCGAGAAGUACCGGCACGUGGGCGCCGCCCGCUUUACCGUGGGCACCCUGGUCCGGCUCGCCUCGCUCCGCGUCUACCAGGGCAAGCUGGCGUACCUGCCCGCGGAGGCGGAAGAGGAGCGCCCCGUGUCCAUCGAGGUGUCGCCGCAGCGCCCGCCCCCCUCGGCGUUCUGCCCCGCCUCCCUGCUCUGCGGGCCCGCGCACGACUCGCCCGCCCCCAAGGCCACGCACACUCUCCACAACUCCUGCCACUCCAACAACUCCUUCAAGGGGAAAAAGAACGAGGCGAUGCCCGGCCACAGGGCCCUCACGGGGCCGCCCGACUCCCUCCUGGUGCCCCUGGACCAGCCUGUGCCCAGUGACUGGGUGGUGGUCAAGGAGGAGGACUUUGUCCUCAUGUUGGCCAUGUACCAGACCCACCUGGCGGAGGACCUGCUUGCCGCGCCCCAAGCCAGCCUGGAGGACGGCAUCAUCCACCUGUUCUACGUCAGAGCGGGCAUAUCUCGUACGGCGCUUCUCCGACUCUUCUUAGCCAUGGAGAAGGGCAUGCACAUGGCCACCAACUGCCCGCACAUGGUCUAUGCCAAGGUGCGGGCACUGAGGCUGGAGCCGUAUUCGCCCAAGGGGGUGAUCACGGUGGACGGGGAGGCGGUGGAGUAUGGGCCUGUGCAGGCCCAGAUACACGGAGGGCUAGCUAGGCUAAUCACGGGCUAGGUUAGGGAUUGGUGCCGCGGAGCUAGGCGAGGCAUUUCUUUGCACUUUCCAUAAAGGUGAGGUCGGAAUUUUGCCGUCGAAACCUUUGACAUGCAAGUGCCAUGGUUCCAUGGCUAAACUCUUUCGAAGGAUACACUCUGAAUCA
This is a messenger RNA of Hypomesus transpacificus, 1901 nucleotides long. RefSeq names its product sphingosine kinase 1. The record is from RefSeq and is a predicted model, not a curated record. Bases 92 to 1756 code for a protein of 554 amino acids. The transcript is spliced from 5 exons. Gene Ontology annotation, biological process: cellular response to growth factor stimulus; negative regulation of apoptotic process; sphingosine biosynthetic process. NCBI's taxonomy places the organism in Eukaryota, Metazoa, Chordata, Actinopteri, Osmeriformes, Osmeridae. Gene Ontology annotation, cellular component: intracellular membrane-bounded organelle; membrane; cytoplasm.